AUGAUAACAAAUAUAUCUGCUACUAACGUCGGCCGAGCAAAUGAUCUAAGUUUGUCGAGGGAUGCUCCCUACAAAGCAGAAGGCAUCGCAUUGUGCAGUGCUUUUAUUUUGACGUUUGUUUUCAUUGUCGCGGGAAACUCCAUCACCAUCAUUCUUUUUGCGAUGAACAGAAGUUUACGCAAGAAACAUCUGUUUCUACCCAUCAACAUGGCGGUUGCUGACCUGUUGUUAGGAGCUGUAACUUUACCAAUAUACAUUUAUCAUGUUGGCUUCAGUUUCCAGCUGUGGACCAGCCGGAUUGGGGAUUUAGACACCAACAUGUCUCUCUCUAUUUUUCGCAUGAUUCUUGAUACUACUUUCUCACAAGCCUCACUUAUUUCUGCAGCUUUCAUAUCCUGUGAGAGAUUUCACGCCAUAAUCUGGCCGUUUAAACACGGAACAUUUUCAACGCGAGUAUACGGCAUUGUUAUUUGUACAGCAUGGAUAGUCGCUCUCCUUGUUUCUGCGAUCUCGGCUGGAACGUAUGUCUUGCAGCUGCACGAGUAUGUUAUGUAUUUUUGGGUGCCAUACACUUUCAUUCUCAUGUGUAUAAUAUGUGGUUGCAACAUUGGCAUUUUGAUAAAGUUUCAUGGAGAGGGUGCCUCACCACCGCAACUAAACAGAGACUCAGAAACAAACAGAAAUAAGCGCUUAACAAAGACCUUGUUAUUUGUAUCUUGCCUGGCUUUGAUGGCGUGGUUGCCUUUGAUUAUUGCUAACGCAGUAUCUUUCUGGCUUUUUCAUCUACAACAAACCGUUUAUCAUUUGCUAAACCUUUUCAACUACUCCAAUUCUUUUAUCAAUCCAGUGGUUUAUGCAUUAAGAAUUGCCGAGUUUCGUCAAGCUCUGACAAUUUCUUAUUUCCGAAGACAACCAGCUAUGAACAAUCCGCUUAGGCACUAA
Pocillopora meandrina is the source of this 942-nucleotide messenger RNA. The record is from the annotation of a GenBank genome assembly. NCBI's taxonomy places the organism in Eukaryota, Metazoa, Cnidaria, Anthozoa, Scleractinia, Pocilloporidae.